This is a messenger RNA of Impatiens glandulifera, 1678 nucleotides long. RefSeq lists its product as uncharacterized. The transcript is spliced from 6 exons. Gene Ontology annotation, cellular component: Golgi apparatus. The record is from RefSeq and is a predicted model, not a curated record. Bases 276 to 1469 code for a protein of 397 amino acids. Lineage: Eukaryota; Viridiplantae; Streptophyta; Magnoliopsida; Ericales; Balsaminaceae.
UCCAACAAAAACGAAGAGAUUGGGGCGAAAGUUUGGAGGUUGAAAGAAGAAAUGAACCAGUUGACGAGAUAGGCGAUCUGUAUCCGCAACAACAAACCCUAAUUCCAAUUGACAGUCGCGUAGGAGAGAGAGACUUUAAAAUGAUUAAAUGUACUCCAGAUGGGAUCUUACAGCGGCUUUCAUCUUUAGUUAUCAACCAAGGACCCAAAUAUCCUCGACAGUCGAGAAUCAGCAUAAACUAGUUGAGAAGGGUAGGAUUACUCUGAUGUCCAACAAUGGCGACUUACAGAAACUCGAAGAACAAGUCUAAACCCAGAUCUUCAAUCCUUAUACUAACUAUAUCUAUCACUGUCAUAUCGUUUCUUUACAUUGUUUCUACCUUCCUUUCCACUAAAGUGAAGAACACGUUGGUUAAGUCGAGUGUUGUUUAUGAGAGACCCUAUAAUUCAUCUGAGAAGUACCUUUACUGGGGAAACAGGAUCGACUGCCCCGGAAAGCAUUGCGGAUCUUGUGAGGGUUUGGGUCAUCAAGAGUCUAGCCUUAGAUGUGCCCUUGAAGAAGCCAUGUUUCUGGGAAGAACUUUUGUGAUGCCUUCAAGGAUGUGUAUAAAUCCAAUACACAAUAAGAAAGGAAUUCUUCACCGUUCAGAGGAUUCAAGUGCAGAUGAAAUGUGGGAUGCUGGCUCGUGUGCUAUGGAUUCACUUUAUGAUCUGGAACUCAUAUCGGAAACUGUUCCUGUCAUUUUAGACAAUUCAAAAGCAUGGCAUUAUGUAAUGUCAACAAGUAUGAAACUGGGGAAUAGAGGUGUUGCACAUGUGGAGGGGAUCAGUAGGGUUGAUCUCAAGGAGAAAAGUCAAUAUGCAAAUAUCUUGCUCAUCAAUCGAACCGCCAGCCCUCUUUCCUGGUUUAUGGAGUGCAAGGAUAGAAACAACCAUAGUGCUGUAUUGUUGCCAUAUUCAUUUCUUCCAUCCAUGGCUUCCAACAGGCUUCAGGUUGCUGCAAAACAGAUUCAGGCGCAUCUAGGUGAUUAUGAUGCGAUUCAUGUUCGAAGAGGUGACAAACUGAAAACAAGGAAGGAUAGAUUUGGUAUUGAACGUAGCUUACAUCCCCAUCUUGACAGAGAUACACGACCACAGUUUAUUCUUUGUAGAAUCUCAAAAUGGGUUCCACCUGGAAGAACACUCUUUAUUGCUUCCAAUGAGAGGACCCCCGGUUUCUUUUCACCCCUCGCUAAAAGGUAUAAGUUGGCGUAUUCAUCAAAUUAUAGCAAGAUUCUGGACCCUUUGAUUGGAAACAACUACGAGCUUUUUAUGAUAGAAAGGUUGGUUAUGAUGCGGGGUAAAACAUGGACUAGAACGUUUAAAGAAGAUGAUAAAGAUCUAGCACUUACAGAUGAUCCUAAGAAAAAUACUAAGAUAUGGGAUAUACCUGUUUACAAAGGCGAAGGUGAUCAAAUUGAAGGAUGUUAAUGAAGAUUUUUCUUUUCUAAGGCGCAACAUCUUCGUUAAGAUCAUAUGUUUCUAGAUUGUGUUAUAGUGGUGUAAAUUCAACAUACCAAAAACAAAAUCAAAAGAAAUGAAGUGUAAUUUCUUUUAGUUUAUGUGUAAACCGCCUGUUGGUAAGUAUUUGUUUGUAAAGGAUGCUUAUUGAGUUCAUUAUUCGGAGUUGUUGAGGUUUU